ACUCGAACAGGCCACCAGUGGAGUGUUUCGCGCUUAUUCUCUAUCGUCUGUUGGCGCUCUGGACUUGGAGGACAGGAUCUCUGUUGUCGCUUGUUCUUUGGGAAAAGUAUCCGCAUUCUACUUUAAAAGUACCAUCGUAAUCUGCUCCACCCACUACCAAAUGCCUUGCCGACGCCUUAGGGUGGUGAUUUCGUGAGAUCCCCGGAAAACCGCUCCGGGCGCUGGAAUGUAUAAAGAGGACCCUCCAAAUUGCACCUUAUCCCUGUGCUUCCUCUCUCCACCCCCGCAUCUGUACAGCUAUCUCGUUGUAUACGUACCGAGUCUAUUUUUGUCUCUCCUACAUCACGCUGCCAGUGUCACUCAUGGCCUCUGAUAACGAGAAGCCUCGACAUGUUCACCAUGACGCUUCCGACUUCGAGAAGGAUGUCGCUUCUUAUGACUUCAAAUUACGGGGAAGAAAAUUGACUGCCGCCAUCGCAUUCAUCAGCGGCACAGGAUUCACUCUCUUCGGUUAUGAUCAAGGUGUUAUGUCCGCCCUGCUGACCGCCAACCAGUUCGACAAAGUGUUCCCACAGGUCAUCGUUAACUCUGCUCAUCCGAAACACGCGACACUACAAAGUUUCGUGGUGGCAAUAUAUGAGAUUGGAUGUCUAAUUGGAGCGUUGUCCAACCUUUGGCUCGGCGACAAGCUCGGUCGUCGCAGAACAAUGGUUCUUGGCGCUAUCAUCAUGACUAUUGGUGCUAUCCUGCAGACAGCGUCUUUCAGCUAUGCCCAAAUGGUUGUUGCCCGGAUUAUAACCGGCGUAGGUAACGGUCUCAACACAUCCACUGUACCAGCCUAUCAUGCGGAAUGUUCUCCUGCUGCUAAACGAGGAAGCUUGAUCAUGAUUGAAGGCGCACUCAUUGCCUUUGGCAUCAUGAUAUCGUAUUGGAUCGAUUUUGCGCUAUUCUGGGCUGGCAAUUCAUCUGUCCAAUGGCGUUUCCCAAUAUCAUUCCAAGUUUUCUUUGCUGCGGUGAUGGCCGUGGGUGUUAAUUUCCUGCCUGAAUCCCCCCGAUGGCUUAUCAAAGUUGGUCGUAAAGCCGAAGCCCUAGCCGUCAUUUCUGCCCUUGAUGACAAGCCCGCCAAUGACCCAGAAGUGCAGCAAACUUUCAAGGCCAUCAGUGAAGCCGUUGAACUUGAAGACGGAAAUACACCCACCGGCAAAGUAGCGCUCAAUGAAAUAUUUACUGGAGGACGUGGCCAGAACUUGAGGCGGGUCAUUCUGGGUGUUGUUGUUCAAGCCUUCCAACAGCUCACCGGCAUUAACUUGAUCACGUACUAUGCUACCAUACUUUUCGAGCGUCUAGGUCUCUCGGAUGUCAAGUCGCGCAUCCUGGCUGCCUGCAACGGCACUGAAUACUUCUUCAUCGCGCUUCUACCCCUCGUAUUGAUCGAUCGGGUUGGACGAAGGAAACUUAUGCUUUUCGGCGCCAUAGGCCAAUGUAUAACUAUGGUUCUGUUAGCCGUUCUAGGAGAGGUGGACAAUUCACCGGCACAAAUCAUCAGUGCAGUGCUUUUAUUUGUAUUCAAUUCGUUCUUUGCCCUUGGUUGGUUAGGCAUGACUUGGCUUUAUCCCGCCGAAAUUGUUGGUCUGCGUAUGAGAGGCCCUGCCAACGCUCUGAGUACAGCGAGCAAUUGGAUAUUCAACUUCUUGGUUGUCAUGAUUGUAGGACCCUCCUUUGAAAACAUCAACUGGGGAACAUAUAUUGUAUUUGCUUCUCUUAACGCCAUGAUCGUCCCUAUCGUCUAUCUCUUCUUUCCAGAAACGGCGGGAAGAUCACUCGAAGAUAUGGAUGUUAUUUUCGCGAUCGCCUACAACGAAAAGGUCUCCCCGGUGGCUGUUUCGUUACGGAAAGACAUUCCAGCCGCCGGAACUCCCGAAGCUGACAGAAUUCUUGGAUUUACCAGUGCGAUGUCCUCUCGAGAGGACAUUCGGGAAAUUCGUGAACACCACGAACCUGAUGGCAAAGUGUAAUCCUAUGAAAUAUUGCACGAUUGGAGCGCGAAAUUAGCACCAUAGACCCUAGGGAUGCAUACUGUAUAUUAGGUAGAAUUCGCGCUUCUUACACGAGACAUGCCCGUCUAUACUGUAUAUUCAUUCAAUGAUAUUGAUGUUCAUCUUCGCUUGUAUUCACA
Guyanagaster necrorhizus is the source of this 2176-nucleotide messenger RNA. RefSeq names its product general substrate transporter. The record is from RefSeq and is a predicted model, not a curated record. The coding region runs from base 363 to 2015 and encodes 550 amino acids. Gene Ontology annotation, biological process: transmembrane transport; carbohydrate transport. Gene Ontology annotation, cellular component: membrane. Gene Ontology annotation, molecular function: carbohydrate:proton symporter activity. NCBI's taxonomy places the organism in Eukaryota, Fungi, Basidiomycota, Agaricomycetes, Agaricales, Physalacriaceae. The transcript has 14 exons.